UCGUCUUCUCUUGGAUCGACUGAAGCAGUGUGCACCGAGCCGGAUUGUUACUGUUGCUUCUGUGAUGUACCGUUUUGGCAAAAUAGAUUUCAGUAACCUGAAUCUUCCUGGUAAAAGCUCCAUCCAGCAGAUGCAGAGCUACAGCUGCAGCAAGCUGUGCAACGUACUUUUUGUGAGAGAACUUGCCAAUCAUCUGGAGGGAACUAAAGUUACCUGCUACUCUGUUCAUCCAGGUUUGGUGAACACCGAAGUGUUCCGUCAUAUGAAAUUCUUGGUGAAAAUACUUCUUAUUCCUUUGGCUGCCCUUUUCUUUCGCACUCCAGCUGAUGGGGCUCAGACUUCCAUUUACUGUGCUGUGCAAGAAGGUAUUGAGAAGUUCAGCGGUAGGUACUUCACAGACUGCAAGGUUCAGGAAGUCCUCCCUCAUGCGCGUGAUGAUGCAGUGGCAAGAAAACUCUGGGAAAUUAGUGAAAGGAUGGUUGGACUCCAGAGCCAGUAACCGUGAAGAAAGUUGUCCGAAGAACAAGGGUUUUAAAGGGUUGUCACCAUUCUUGCUAAUUUAAAUGUGAAAAACCAACUGUGCAGACAUACACUACAGAAGCUUUUUUUCACUUCUUAUAGAGUCUUCCAAAUUUCCGUGGCAAACUAAAAAGACUAGUUAAAGGCGACUAUAACUCUCAAGGCAAUAACUUCUGUUUCAAAGAAACGCUUAUAGACGUUCACUUUUAAAAAGUACCAUUUGCAACAAAAGACUUUCUAACAAACCAAAUAGAAAAACAUAAAUUUUUGCUUAACCCUUCAAUUAGCUAAUUCCAAAACCCAAAAAAAAUGAAUCGGGUUCCUUCAACUGAUUAUUCAAUAUGGGAAGGUGGUGGCUAUUUCACUUUCUAUUCCAUUUCUCGCUAGUCUUUUACAGAUGGAGAUCAAUAAAAUUAUUGCAACAAA
Molecule: messenger RNA, 945 nt
Organism: Rhincodon typus (whale shark)
Lineage: Eukaryota; Metazoa; Chordata; Chondrichthyes; Orectolobiformes; Rhincodontidae
Product: dehydrogenase/reductase SDR family member 13
Exons: 2
Coding region: 65-499 (144 amino acids)
Source: RefSeq, a predicted model, not a curated record